UGCACUGAAUAGAGGGCAGGGAGAGGUGUGAGUGUGCGAGGGAGUGUGUGCGCCUGUCUUUGUGUGUGUGUGUGUGUGUGUGCUGACAAGCAGAGAGGUGGGGGUUCAUCACUGAAGCAGUGGAGGGAAGGCACACACAAGGCAGCAACGUGUGUUUGUUAUUUUCUCUCGUUCCCAGUCAGACAGGGAGAGGAGAGGUAGUACGCUUCCAGGUCUUUUUUCUCAGCCUGUUUCACCCUCUCUGAGCUGCAGCAUGGUUCCUUACUGCUCAGAUGUGAACAGAUAACCGUGGAGCCUUCCGUCUGCCUGCCUGCCUGUUUGUCUAUUCGCCUGCUCUUCCUUGGAAACGAUGGGCUCCUGCAUCUCUAAAGAUCUCCACGGCACCCCCCAACCACCACUAACCGAACUGCAGCAGCAGCAGCCCGGCUCUGAGAACCAGGCCGUUUCAAAGGAGCAGACAGGAUUUUGCUGGGACCCCUUGAAGAAAUGCUUCAAGCCUGCCGCGAAUGGGAUUGUGCAGGAGAUGAAGCAGACCCCAGACGGAUUUGAAAUCGCAGAGCUGGCGACAUCAUCCCUGCUAGGUCUGGUGGCGACUAUCAAAGAGCGCAUCACCAAGCCGACGGCAAUGGCGCAGGGCCGCGUGGCCCACCUGAUUGAGUGGAAGGGCUGGAACAGCAAGCAGCAGGACUGGGGGGGGGCGCCCUUACAGGACGAGGAGCAGUACAGCGACCUGACCGACGAGAUCAAAGAGGCGCGCUUCGCUGCAGGGGUUGCCGAGCAGUUUGCCAUCGCCGAAGCGACCAUGAGUGCCUGGUCAUCGAUGGACGCUGGAGUCGAGCAUGAUGGGAAGCUCUCCCAGGAUUCUGCUUUCUUUCCAGGUCUUGAUGCGGAGGAGGUGUAUCUCCAGCAGCUGAGGAUGAAUGGUACCCAGAGGCUCUAUAGUAUCAAUCUGGACGGGGGUGAUGAGACAGACCUGCACACCCAAGAGCCAUCCCCGUCUGUCCCCUGCCUGCAGACCCAAUCAAUCAGGGACACGCUCGCAGCCAACCCGGAGAGACCGGGCCCCCUGCUGGUGGGGAGGAGCUGUGGCACAGGACAGCGCCCCCGGAGGAGCGGCUCCAUUCGACACGCUGACAGCAGCUCCAUCUCCGAAGAUGAAGUAUUUUACAACUAGAGGCUGUGUCAAUCCCAGCUGGAACAGCCACAGCUGUCUGUGAACUGGGCUCGAACUAAACUAACAGCGUGGUCAGCAAGUCACAUUAGAAACACUUCCUGUUAACCAGCCAAUACGUAUCACUGAUAAUAAUGUCAAAAAGAUAUUAGAAACAGAAAUAUAUGAAAAAUCUUCUCAACCGUUUACAUGAAGACAAAAAUAUUCUACUUUUUUAUAUUCCCUAACCCUAGCCUUAACCUAACCUUAAGAAAUCAUUAUUUAACACUUAUUUAUGGGAAGAUGAAAAAACUGCAGAUAAUUAUCUGAUCAAUUAUGUCAUCGUGUUUAGCACGCAAACCAAAUCCGAAAUAAAUGGAAAACUGAUGCUGUUAUUUAAAAUCAAGAAAUAUCUACAACCAUGGCAGAAUAUCGGAUAAUAUUGUUUGUUGCUCAGAGCUGCAUCCGCCUUGACAGCAGGUCAGGUCCAGCAAAUUAACCCUUUAAGCAUUCUUGUCCAUUCUUCACUGAUUUUAAAAUCUUUUCUAAUGACAGCAAUUAUGUAGCAAAAUAUCCUUUAAAACUGUGCUUGCAGAUCAAAUGGUGUAUUAGUUUAAUCUGGGAGGUGGUGUAUGCAACUGAAGGGGCAGAAACAAGUUCUGUUCACUCGGGGUGUUGGUAACUGGUUCCCAGACUUACCACAUUACUGCUGGGGGUUGGUGAACUGUGGGAAGUUGAUGUUGUUUCCGGCAUUGCCGAUAUGGCUUGUAACAAUCCAUUCGCUGUUUAUCGCCAAAUAAUCUGAUGGUGACCAAUCACAGCGUCAGUAUGAAAGAGGUGUUCGGUUAACAGCCAAUCAGAGGGUCCCAGGAUGAAGAAGUUUUUAUCAUGACAGUUGACGCUUACCAUUUUCAAAUUGGGGAAUACUGUUGCAGAGAGAGAAUUACGGCUGCAGAGUGCAUUCGAAUAGAAACAUACAUUGGAAUGAAAUGUACAGCCUGGGAAGACCCAAACUAACCAUACACACUAAUUCCUUAUCCACCUUGUAUGACCCAGGGUCUAUAUAAAAUAUGUCUAACUGCAAACAAAAACUGGAUUGGGUUUUGGGUCUAUAACACAUCUUUUUGGAUUCAAGCUAUUUGUACGUUCACAAAUAUUAGUGUGCCUAUUUGUCUUAGAGCGUCACCAGCAGCUUCCAAAGGGGAGGAGCCUUAGAACACUGGAAACAAACUGGAUUGUCAACACAAUCUGAUAAGGUACCGCUCAGAGAUGCGGGAAUAAUGGAAUAAUGUAAUAAUUAGAUACCAGUGAUGUCUAUUGAAGGGGAAAAUUGAAUAUGAUUGUGGGGUACUGAUGUUUCAAAUCCUAAUUGUAUGACUUGUAAUAUGUUUAUGCUGGCUACCCACCUCUAAUCACAUUGAGCGUGGGUCCUUGUGUGUUCUUGUGUGCAAAUUAUGCUCUCAAUACCACUCUCAGUGUGGCUAGGGGCUGGCAGUUGGCACAUGUAAAUGUAAAGGCUAAUUCCUCUGGCCGAGUCUGAUAAAAAAGUCAGCUUUUCUGUCUGUGUUUACCUUGUAAACGUUUACCGUUAAAUGAAGAUGUAGAACAGCCCUCCCCCAAAUGUGCAGCAGUAUGUCUGUGAUUUGUAAUGUCGUGUUAUUUUUUAAUAUACAAAUAUAUACAUACCUCACGGUGAUAUUUAAAUAAAGAAAUACAGAAAGAUUUCAAAAGAAGAUUUAUUAUUACGUGUGUAGCAUUUAAACAAAAGGAAGCCAUUAGGAAUGGAAUAUUCAGGGUAUUAAAAAUAGAUUCUUAUUAGUUCCUGCUAAGUAAUUUAUUAAUUCCAAUAAACAAAGUCUAACUAAUGAAUACUUCUAUUCAAACUGAUUUCAAUACAAUCUUGUAUCUAUAGAUCUUAAUACAGAGUUGGAA
Molecule: messenger RNA, 3082 nt
Organism: Acipenser ruthenus (sterlet)
Lineage: Eukaryota; Metazoa; Chordata; Actinopteri; Acipenseriformes; Acipenseridae
Product: protein FAM131C-like
Exons: 7
Coding region: 350-1174 (274 amino acids)
Source: RefSeq, a predicted model, not a curated record